Messenger RNA from Babesia bovis T2Bo, 3092 nucleotides. RefSeq names its product DEAD/DEAH box helicase family protein. Lineage: Eukaryota; Apicomplexa; Aconoidasida; Piroplasmida; Babesiidae. Gene Ontology annotation, molecular function: nucleic acid binding; ATP binding; RNA helicase activity. The record is from RefSeq and is a predicted model, not a curated record. Bases 70 to 3054 code for a protein of 994 amino acids. The transcript has 5 exons.
AGGAUAACCCAGUAUUUAGAUAUAGAGAGUUAUAUAAAACGAUUUAUACGCUGUCAUGGUAAAUUGGCAAUGCGUUCACGCGAAGAAGACUAUCGCAGGAAGUCGCAUCGGCGACGUAGUCGGAGCCCAUACGAUGACAGACAUAAACAUUCAAGGAGGCGCUCGGUUUCACGAUCCAGUGAAAGAGAAGAAUAUAGGAAAGAUAAACACGGAAGACGACAUCUAGAUUCAGUAGAUAGUUCCACUGCAAAGAGGUAUUCAAGGUCACACCGAUCAACUUCGCGAGAUAGAUAUAAACGCAAAGAAAGGAGUAGCAGUUCACAUGAUAGAAGGGAUAAACGCCAUGAUAGUCACGCGUCGCGUGAUGAGCGCAAGAAUGCGCUGCAUUUAACAGCACCGACAUCAUCCAAAGCAGAUGAUCCUAGACAUAAAAGCACAUCUAGCAAUGCUGAUACCGGAAAAACAAAUCCACAAACGUCUAAAGAACCAGCGGUUGUUACAAAACUUGAUAGAUUGGCAAGAUUCAAAAAAUUAGCGGAAGAAAAGAAGUUACAAGCAAAACAGACGGGUAUAACCUCAGAAGCUAGUAAAGGUGUUACAUUGAAGCUAUCUGAAUCUAAAUAUAAAAAAGUGGAAACAAAAGCAUUGGAAAGUAUAUUCCACGAUACUAACGAUACCCUGGACAACGAAAAGAACCCAUUGGAUACAUCGGAUAUCGGCGAUGUAGACCCCUUGGAAUUCUAUAUGCAGAAUAUAUUGAAAGAAAGUGAAAAGGAUAUACAACAGGUACAACUAGAUCCCAUUAUAGACCCUAACGCUAUAGACCACUCUGAUGUAGGUAAAUCAGUGACCCUAGAUGAAAUAAUGGCAAUGUCCCAUGAAGAGGAACAGACUGAUGAACAACAGGAAAAGGAAUUUGUUUCAGUACUAAGACGAAAAACACGAAAAGAUGUUAAAAAAGAAGGUCAUGACGAUGGUGUUAUAUCCAGUGAUGAGGAUAAACCCGAACCUAACUCUAAUGUGGAUUACUCAGAACUGUUCAAAGGGACCACCAGAAGCCGCAUUGAAAUGCCCAAAGUGGACCACUCUACAAUAGAUUACCAGCCUUUUAAGAAGAAUUUCUACGUACAAAUAUCGGCAAUCACCGCAAUGAAAGAACAUGAAGUUGAGGCAUUUAGGAAGGCUAACGGAAAUAUAAGGGUAAGAGGUAAAUAUUGCCCAAGACCCAUAUAUAAUUUCUCACAAUGCGGAUUGCCAGAUCCUAUACUCUCACUAUUACAACGGAGAAAUUAUGAAAAACCGUUUCCAAUACAAAUGCAAUGCAUACCUGCGCUAAUGUGUGGAAGAGAUGUUCUCGCCAUUGCAGAAACGGGAUCCGGUAAAACAAUGGCAUACCUGCUGCCUGCAAUAAGACAUGUACUGUACCAACCCAAGUUAAGAGAAAAUGAAGGAAUGAUCGUACUCAUUAUCGCACCCACCAGGGAACUGGCAAGCCAAAUAGGAGUUGAAAGCUCUAAGUUGUGCAAGCUGGUAGGAAUAAGAACUAAAGCUGUGUACGGAGGAUCGCCCAUAGGAGAGCAGUUAAACGCACUGAAAAGAGGAGUUGAAAUAGUAUGCGGUACACCGGGAAGACUAAUUGAGGUACUCACGAUCAGUAACGGUAAAGUCACCAACCUAAGAAGAGUUACUUUCGUAGUAAUCGACGAAGCCGAUCGCAUGUUUGAUCUAGGGUUCAGCCCACAGAUAUCGGCAAUAGUAGAUAAUAUAAGACCAGAUAGGCAAACUGCACUCUUCUCUGCAACAUUCCCACCAACCAUUGAAGCACUGGCCAAAAAGAUUUUAACUAAACCCUUGCAAAUCAUCGUGGGAGAAUCUGGAAAAAGUGCAUCACAAGUAGACCAACAUGUGAUGGUACUGCCAGAGAGACAGAAAAUGUACGCACUACUGAAAUUACUAGGAGAAUGGCAUGAACACGGGAGUAUAAUAGUCUUUGUCAAUAGACAAUUGGAUGCAGAUAGCAUGUACGCAGAAUUGAUAAAGCAUGGAUAUGACUGCGCAGUACUGCACGGAGGACAGGACCAAACAGAUCGAGAAUUUACAUUGCAAGAUUUCAGAGAUGGAACUAAAGGAAUACUAAUUGCAACCUCAAUCGCAGCACGAGGGAUCGAUGUCAAAAACGUUGUACUAGUCAUCAACUACGCGACGCCAGACCAUAUCGAAGACUACGUACACAGAGUCGGUAGAACCGGCAGAGCAGGUAAUAUAGGAACCAGCUAUACCUUCAUUACACCAGAAGAAGGAGCAAAGUCACAUGAUAUAAUAAAAGCAAUGAAAGCAUCGAACCAGGUGGUACCAAUUGAACUACAGGAACUGGCAGAAAUGCACCUUGCCACACUAGAUGGAAGACAAAAAGUAAGAUUAGGAGGAGGAUUUGGUGGGAGAGGAUUUAAAUUCACAGAUGCAGAAAAAUCAAGACAGCAGCAAGAACGCCAAUUGGCGUGCAGAGCACUAGGAUUCAAUAACGAGAUUGAUGAAGAGGAAGAAGCGGCACUUACAGAAAAUGUAAGUGGUAUGCCAAGCAUUAAACCGACAAAUCCACUCCAAGCCCCGACUGUACAGACUGCAUCAAAGGAUACGAAAAACCCAUUCGAAAAGCCCAUAGUUACACGCGAGCCCGAACCUAUGAUCAAGGGGUUGACCUGUGCUGGAUAUAUAGACGCCAACACGGGAUACGCCCAUGACGAAUUCGAUAUCAAUUCCUACCCAGAAAUAGUAAGGCAACGCAUCACGAACAAGGAGGUGCUGUCAUACGUAAUGGAACAAACUGGAGUAACGCUACAAAUAAAGGGGAGAUACAUACCCGUAGACCAGGCUACGCGUAACCUCAACGUUGCCGGAGGAACAAAGGGGCUAUACGUUGAGAUAUCAGGACCAAGCGUAGUCAGCGUGCAGUCAGCUUUGAGCGAACUAAGAAAAAUAGUACAAACGGCAGCAGUACCGCAGUAUGGGCAGCCAGCAUUACAAAAGAUGCCAGGAAGAUAUUCCGUGCUAUAGUCACAUUAGAAAUAUAGAUAUAUCAUAUAAUCUAAUGU